AGCCUUAACAGGGUAAACACAGCUGUUUUCGUUUACAAGCUAAUUUAUAUAUUUUUUGAGUUCCUAAAAUGUCACUAUUUGCGUUUCUCAAGAGCCGCACCGCGUUCUGGCUGAGCUUCACCGGCACGACGACGGGACUGGCCUUCUUCGUCAAGGAUCUUAUGCAAGGCGGUCAGUUCACCAAAGAAACCAAUGAGACCGGCAAGGUGUUCAUUGUCACCGGUGCCAACACGGGGAUCGGCAAGGAGACGGUGAGAGAGAUUGCGAAGCGAGGGGGCACCGUCUACAUGGCAUGCAGAAACCUAAAGAAAUGUGAGGAGGCUCGCGAGGAAAUCGUGCUGGAAACGAAGAACAAAUAUGUGUACUGCCGGCAAUGUGACCUGGCUUCCCAAGAGUCCAUCCGCCACUUUGUUGCUGCCUUUAAGAGGGAACAGGAGCAUCUGCACGUACUGAUCAACAACGCCGGUGUUAUGCGCUGUCCCAGAUCUCUCACCUCGGAUGGCAUCGAACUUCAGCUGGGGGUUAAUCACAUGGGUCACUUCCUGCUUACCAAUUUACUGUUGGGUCUACUCAAGAAAUCCUCACCCAGCCGGAUUGUAAAUGUAUCCAGUUUGGCACACACUCGAGGAGAAAUAAACACUGGCGAUCUGAACAGCGACAAAUCCUACGAUGAAGGCAAGGCCUACAGCCAGAGCAAGUUGGCCAAUGUACUCUUCACAAGGGAGUUGGCCAAAAGAUUAGAGGGCACCAACGUAACGGCAAAUGCCCUGCAUCCAGGUGUGGUGGACACAGAAAUCAUCAGGCACAUGGGUUUCUUCAAUAAUUUCUUUGCUGGACUCUUUGUUAAGCCUUUGUUUUGGCCCUUUGUUAAGACUCCGAGAAAUGGUGCUCAGACCUCGUUGUAUGUUGCUCUGGAUCCCGAGCUAGAAAAGGUGACAGGACAAUACUUCAGCGACUGCAAGCUGAAGGAAAUGGCGCCGGCUGCCACCGACACCCAAACGGCAAAGUGGCUCUGGGCAGUCAGUGAAAAGUGGACGAAGCCAACGAUGAUUACAAUACAAUAUUUCUUACAGUAUACAAAUUUGUCCAUUUGUUUCGUUUUAGUUAUUUUAACGUGGCCGACUAAUAAGAGUUGAAAGCUCAGGGCUUGUAUGCGUUCGAACUGACGUACCCCGAAACCGGUUAGGGGCAAUUUCUACAUCAUUUGUUUAAAAUAGAUGUGUAUAUCCAUUACAUUUUAACCCGAGCCUUCGGUCCAAAAGUUUAGGUUCAUUUCGGCAGUAUGAAACAUUUUCGCUCUCGCGAAAGUAAGACGGUUUUCGGCUUCUUGUCGCUAUAAGCAAUUUUGAAUGUGUUCGAAUAGUGGUUCUCUGAUUAAAGAACACUCAUAGAAGCCCGUA
Molecule: messenger RNA, 1400 nt
Organism: Drosophila sechellia
Lineage: Eukaryota; Metazoa; Arthropoda; Insecta; Diptera; Drosophilidae
Product: retinol dehydrogenase 12
Exons: 7
Coding region: 69-1136 (355 amino acids)
Source: RefSeq, a predicted model, not a curated record